UUAACCCCAAUGGAACUGGGAUCCAACUGGGACCAAACCAGUUCCAUACUGGUCCUUACUGGUUUAUACUGGUGCAGAUGCAGUGGCUGCCGGGCUGCUCGUGCCCCCUGUGCCCCGAGUGCUUCCGGCUGCACUUCACGGUGGGGCUGCGGGAGAGGGGGGUGGGCGCCCUGGGCUGCCCCAGCUGCGGCCGGCCCGACCUGCGCGACGACGCCCAGCGCCUCUGGUACUGGUCCACGCUGGAGCCCGCGUGCUCCUUCGGGUUCAUCUUCGAGGCCGAGCGCGGCCCGGCCCAGUGUCCCCAGUGCCACCAGUGCUGCUGCCCCCGCUGCCAGCUGCCGGUACUG
Pyrgilauda ruficollis (rufous-necked snowfinch) is the source of this 347-nucleotide messenger RNA. Its product is annotated as E3 ubiquitin-protein ligase RNF31-like. Gene Ontology annotation, cellular component: LUBAC complex. The transcript is spliced from 2 exons. Gene Ontology annotation, molecular function: ubiquitin protein ligase activity; K63-linked polyubiquitin modification-dependent protein binding; K48-linked polyubiquitin modification-dependent protein binding. NCBI's taxonomy places the organism in Eukaryota, Metazoa, Chordata, Aves, Passeriformes, Passeridae. The annotation marks the transcript as partial. The record is from RefSeq and is a predicted model, not a curated record. Gene Ontology annotation, biological process: protein linear polyubiquitination.